AUGCUAGAGGCUUUGUACCAAGACCCCGCAUGGGGAUCCCCUAUGUAUGUAUUCACAGACGCGGGUCCAAAGGAUGCUACAGAGUACGACAUCGAAGAAGUAAAGGCCUUGGCAAGCGCUGAUGAAUAUGGCGUGACUAUCAACUUUUUCACUACUGGUAGGAUUCCUGUGGAGACGGUCUUAUGGGUUCGUCACACGUUCCUGUCGCGUGACGAGCCGAAAGGCAUUCUGUGUGAAAAGCUAAUAGGAUGUUACCCAAACUUGAUUGCUUUGUUAACAGUUCUUUUUACUUCCAAUGUUUAACAGUUUAACCCUUAAUUCUUUUAAUGAAGGUAUGCUAACCAACUUUAAAAUCAUUACUGGUUGAAUGUCCUAAGAGACGGUCUACUGAAACCUUGGCCUUGAAAUAUUUCCCUUGUUCGAUGUCAAUGUACCCUUUUUUUGGCAAAAAGUAUUACGCUGUAAUUUUCUGCACGGAAGUCUGAAAAGGCCAAAAGGCCCAAAAAAAUUUCCUCUGGUGUUGCUCAAACUAGGCGAAUUCCUGGUAUGUCUUCAGGUCAUUUCUCUUGACUUGAAAUCUUGAUUUAUAAUUAGGUGUAUUUAAUAUGGUUAUACUGGCAAUAUAAUGCUAGAGGAAGUGUCCUAGCUUUGAACUAGCAUGCUGUCCAGUGUCCAAGGAAAUAAUGCCCCAGGCGUUCAGAUCGGGGGGAUGUCGCAGAAAGAUGUGUGCAGGAAUAACAGCGAGGGGGUAGGGUAGUAGGCGGUAGGGGUUCCCCUCCCUCUCUCCCUUCCUUUUUUCCCCACUCUGACUGCGCGCUGCACUCUACUAUCUUAAACCCCUGGAACAAGCUACGGAGAAGUAAAAAAUCUUCUUUAUUUUUAAAAUAUAGGCUUCUGCACUAGUCAGGGUUACGAUGGAAGAGAUCCAAGAAACCUUCACCCGGCUUUCCGCGAAUUAGCUGAGUUUACUUCCGGGCAGGCCAUCCUCCUCAAAGACCAGUGGGAGCUGGAACAACUCAACAAUUUGACGAACGGUGUGCUGCAAGGUGACAAUGUGGUGAGCUUUGGAUCGAACAAGUCGAACAGGAAGAAACGUAGUGUAAGGGGAGCGGAUAGCCGGUACAGUAUUCCAGUAGAUGACUCCAUCGAAGAAAUGACUGUCACCGUAACAACCACGCGGAUAGAUACCAAAGGUUUGUGAUGGUUCAUUUAAUUUUGGGUAAAAAGGAAGUGAAGAUAAGGGGCUUUCUUUUCAGCGUCCAAUAGGAGUUCUUUGAGCAGGCGCCCGCGUAAUAGAGCCUUUAGGCACUGUCUUUCUUCAUCUCCCAUGCUAAGUUCAUUUAGCUGAGCUCAUUUCUCUAACAGAUCAAUCUAACUCGUCCCCAGUUUACCUCUCUUUUUCUUGUCCCCUGGAGCAUGAAGGGACUGGAAGAAGAGAGCGCCUGGUAACGAGAUUUGAAAGAUCUUUAUGAGUUCUCAACACAACAUUAGUUCAAGUUAAUGAAAACAAAAAACGUUAUUGUAGGAGCUAAGAGUUUUAUGCUAACUCUCUCCUUCUCAAAGGUCGCCUGCCGUGCCACUCGGAGGGGGGAAACGAAAUCACUUUUUUUUUUAAUUUCUUAGUGUCCCCAGUAUACUUUACUAACAUUUACAUCGUUUAUUUCCUCUCAGGGCGAGGAAUAACGUUACAAGACCCAGAUAACAUCGUAAUUCCUGGCAAAGUAGGUCUUUCCCAGAUCUCCAUCUUUGAGAUCCACAACCCCAAGAGAGGAGCCUGGACCCUAACUGUGUCUGGCGGAAAUGGUGGCCAUGAGUUUUUUGUUAAGUCAAGCAGUGCCACUAACGUAGAUUUUGAACACUACUUUCUGGUUGAAAUGCCAGGUCGCGGGAGGCGAAUGGUUGAAGUACCCACUUCCAAUCCAAUAAUUGGUAAGUCGUUAAUAUUUUUUUGUUGCGCGCGGAAAUUAGAGGUUAAAGGAAACGUCCGUUAAACAUCAGGAUGGCAUGAAGAAACGGGUGACUUUCGUUGAUGAGGUUACAAAAUGUAGCAUAAAAAAAUAAGUUUUGCGGUCCUUAUAGACUGUGAGCUGUCUUUUUUUUGUUGUUGUUUGCUUGAAAAUCUGUGGGAGCGCGAGCGCGCCGGAUAAUGCGAGUGUUCAAGGUGUGCGAGCGGGCAGCAAGUUGUGCGGGUUUUCUCGUACUGGCGCCCGCAGAGCACGCAGAGCACGCACAACUCGCUGCUCGCGUUAUCGCGGGCACGCUCCCACAGAUUUGAAGCAAAAAAGAGACUGCUCCCAUUCUACUAGCCAGCGAACAGCCGACGCAUUUCCGGUCGUCGCUUCUCUCCCUCUGAAAAAUAGCAAUUUUUCGGAGGGAGAGAAGCGACGACCGGAAAUACGUCUGCUGUUCGCAGGCUACCAUUCUACAGUCCUACUUACCAUUCAGACGAAACCUCUUUGGCCAAAUACUUUCAAAUGGUGUCAGUAUUUUCCAAGACGAAUUCUUGGGUGCUCUUGGGAGUGAAGAAGUUAGAUGAAUAACAGUGUUUUUUUUUCUGUAUUCCUAAAGGGAAAUUAAACAAAAUGGUCAUCACUUUGGCUGGAUCAGAGAAAGUAGAUACCAGUUCCCUGCGACUGCAACUCAUAAACACGGAAGGGAACCUCAUCCGUGAUGUGGCCCUUCAAAGUCGGUCAGGUGACCGCGUCCAUUUUACCGCCAUCAUAACUCCCGCUGCAUCAAAGCCGUUCUUUAAGCUAAAGCUCAAAGGGAACACGCAAAGCGGUAACCCAUUUGAGAGAAUUUCCCAUCAAGUUAUUAAGCCCACCACUGCUGUUCUAAGGGCCAAGAGGGCCAGUAAUGAUUACACUCUCCCUCUAAGGAGAAACACGUUUAUUCAUUUCCAGCUGUGUAACUUUGGCAACACCGAAAUUUUUAACGUUGCUGUCGUAAAAGAUAGAUUGCGUUACAUUGACCGUUCUAGGCUUCCGAGCCCUAAACGCGUGAUAAAAGGGCGUUGCGUGACUAUCGCUGUUCGCGCCCGAGCUACUCGUCAAGAGGACGUGGAAACCACAGAUUCUGUGUUUGUCAUCGCAAAAGGAAACAGUUCAAGCGUUGUUGUUUCGGAAACAGUGCGUUUAUUUGUGGUGUCGUAGACAAAAACAGAAAGCACUUCUAGCAAACAAAC
Molecule: messenger RNA, 3184 nt
Organism: Porites evermanni
Lineage: Eukaryota; Metazoa; Cnidaria; Anthozoa; Scleractinia; Poritidae
Source: the annotation of a GenBank genome assembly